Messenger RNA from Darwinula stevensoni, 2629 nucleotides. The record is from the annotation of a GenBank genome assembly. Lineage: Eukaryota; Metazoa; Arthropoda; Ostracoda; Podocopida; Darwinulidae.
AUGAAUGAAACAUGCGAGAUAGGCCAUGACAUCGACACAGAUCACAACAAUAUAGUCCUCGGGGGCAGUAAUAUAGGAAUAAAACAUGUUAGGCAAAUGAAGAAGCAUCUCAAACCGGAUAUUGUAUCUCCUGAUCUAUGUGAGGACUAUAACCUUGGAAGAGGUUGCGAUCAAUACGAAUGCCUCAAGAUGCACAUUUGUGCGGAAUUCAUCCAGGGAACUUGUGGUGGUUGUGGAUUGAAUCAUGACCUUCUGAGCGGACAGUGUAAAACGUUACUCAAUAAAACUAAUAUCAAUCUCCGCCGAACAAGAAGGGAAUUGAAGAUGUGCAUACAACAGAAAUGUGACAAUAUACAGCAUAUUGUGAGAGCACUUGAGGACACCAAGAAAAACAUGAAUCAAGAUGAUGAGGGCGAUCUAAGGACAUCACAACCACAUCAGGCAGACUUUGAAAUGAAGUCAAGACUCUGGAAACCCAAACCUGCACCACGUCGUCGUCAAACUCUGAAUGAGACCAUUAUCGUCGAUGCAAUGAAAUUGGCAAAUGAACCUGAGUUUGAAAGAUUGAAGGAAGAGGUUCGUCUGGCUGAGAAAAUGAAGGAGUUUUGUGACACAAAAGAUGGAUACAUAUAUGAACUACAGCCGAUGAAAACGAAGGGCGACUUUAAGAAUCGCGUGCAAAAACAGGAGAUCGGCAACAGAAGUCCUGAGGACGGAGUAGGAAAGGUUCUCAUGCUCGUCGGAACCACAGGGGCAGGAAAGAGUACCCUCAUCCAUGGAUUCGCGAAUUACGCCUAUGGAGUGAAGUGGACCGACGAUUUCCGCUUCAAACUGGCUUGUGACGAGGAAAAAACGGGGAAGACUGAAGCCCAUAGUCAGACCAAGUGGAUCUCAGCAUAUGUUCUAACUAAGCAGCAAGGAAUGGCUUUUCCCUACACCUUGACAGUCAUUGAUACUCCAGGAUUUGGCGAUACUGAAGGAAUAAAAAAAGAUGAUGAGCUGAAGAAUCAGAUCCGGGAGUUCUUCUCUCAUGACGGACACUUGGGAGUUGACCAACUUGAUGGAAUUGGCUUCGUAGUCCAAUCUUCCCAAGCCAGGCUCACGCCCACACAAAAGUACGUGUUUGAUUGUGUACUGUCAGUGUUUGGAAACGAUGUCAAAGACAACAUUUUCCUGCUGGCAAAUUUUUCCGAUAAUCAGACGCCGCCAGUGAUGAUCGCCGUAAAAGAGGGAAACAUUCCAUGCCGAAAGAUGUUCAAAUUUAACAAUUCCGCUUUAUUUGUUCAAAACAAAGAAGACGAAUUUGGUAAAGCAUAUUGGAAAAUGGGAAUUACAAGCUUCAAGGAAUUCUUUCGGGAAUUAGAAAACACUAAUGCAGUGAGCCUGACGUUAACGAAGGAAGUUUUGAAUGAACGGCGCGCCUUGGAGGAAACGCUCCAGAGCAUCAAGUCUCAAUUGGAUGCAGCUCUGGAUCGAUUGGAACUAUUGAGGGAAGCUCAUGCAGCAGUGAGGCAUCACGGAGGGCAGCAGUUGAACGUAUAUGCAAGCUCGGUCUCUUCAGAGGAAGAGGAAGAAGAAGCAGACAAUUCCAGAGCCAGAUGUUCCCAUCCAAAUCGUACGAUCCAUUCGUACGAUGAACGUGUUCUUAAAAAACUAACGAAAGGCUUCAAUCAAAACAGAGAAUUAGUUUUACAACUAACAAAACAGGCGCAUGCAUGCAAGCGCAGGCUUGAUGAAAUAGCUUUGAAGCCCGACCCUUUGGAAUUCACAGAUUACAUCGAUAUAUUGAUAUCUAACGAGAAAUAUGACAAGCAACCUGGCAGCAGCCAGAGGAUCAAGUAUCUUCAAGCAGCACGCGAGAAUGCGGAAUUUGCGAUGGAACUUCAGAGCUUCAACCCAUCCGAUGUGCUUGAUGAACUGGAUAUUGGUCAUUUUGAUCCACCAAACUCAGCAGAUUCUGAUGUCCACUAUAAGCCUCAAAAAUGGUGGGACAAAUUAUGGACAUUACUUCCAGGCUCUCACAGGAAGAAAAAAAUGUAAAGUACAUUUUUGGUCUGAAAAGAUUAAUUUUCGUGGAGGGACACCUUACAUCAUUCCAUAUUCUAAUUAAUUCAAGCAUGACUUCAUAGCCGUUGAAUCUUGGAGCUUGGAAUUAGCAGCUGAAAACUUUGCAAAAAUGAGGUCUUCCGUACCAGCAAUAAUAUCCACAUAUACAUUAAAACGCAAAAAUUAUUUCAUAAUGCUGCAUAUAGUUGAGAAAGAGAAAACGAUUUUGCUUUUUUUAUACUUGCAACACAAAAACAAUAUUCCUCAUGACAGGCAUCAAGAACACUAAAUCCCUCCAAAAGCAGACUGAAGCCCUAUUUUAUUAUCGACUUUCAAAAGGGCACCCUACAGAUCUGUGGGACAAAAUGCCCACAAAACUGUAUGGUUCCCUUUUAAAAAAAAGGCGCUCUUCAAGUAAUAUUUGAAUCGCGGUUUUACCGUCAUACGCAAAAAAUGAACAAAGAUUUCAAUGGAGUGUCCCGAUCGAACUUGAAGAGUUUCUCUCAUGGAACAAUUCUAUGUUCCCAUCGUUGUUGUUUGGAGCAAGAAACCACUGGUCACCUCAUCGUUUGGGUAAUAUAGU